AUCCUCGCCGUGGUGUCGUAACGCUUCGUGAGGUCAGAUAACACUUUCAGGAUGAGGCUUCACUAACUAACCUGUAAUUUAACAGAAACCUGUUUAACCGGUUACCGGAUGAAUCACGUAUUUAAUCCCAGUUUGAAGCAGAUGAUUGAUUGAUUGGUAACAGCUGGUUCAUCCACUUAGAAUCUGUUCAACGCCUGAAGACCUCAGACAACCUCUCAGCCAAUCAGAGCUUCCCGUCCACCCCUAACCUCAGGAGAGCGCCGUGGUGCGUUCAUGGUCCAUACAGCCAGAGUCGGAUCACAGCGGUGGACGCCAGACGGCCUGCAACUGUAGACGUUCAGGUACCGGAGGCCCUGGUUCUGGUCCUGGUCCUGGUCCGUCCGAUGGCGCGGCACAGCAAGCUGCAGAAGCAGAUCCUGAACCUGUACCGGCACUUCCUGCGGGCCGGGCGGGACAAGCCGGGCUUCGUGCCGCGGAUCCGCGACGAGUUCCGAGAGAACGCCGGCAUCAAGAAGACGGACUUUAUGCACGUGGAGUAUCUGCUGCGCCGCGGGCAGCGGCAGCUGGAGCAGCUGAGGGACAACAACACCAAGCAACUGGGCUCCUUCUCCAGGCCCGACCCCCGGGCCGGGUCACGGGACCCUGACUGACCCCUCUAGAGCAGACCUUCAUGUUGGAAUGCUGCAUUCAGGGUCCUGUGCAGAAAAGAACACUCACGUGAUGUGAUUUAAUUAAGUGAUAUAUUUUGAUUGUUUAAAUAUGAAGUGAAAAUAUUCUCUUCUUGUUUGGACUCAUGAACUUGAAUAAACAUAAUAAAUACAA
This is a messenger RNA of Pseudoliparis swirei, 822 nucleotides long. RefSeq names its product succinate dehydrogenase complex assembly factor 1 (gene sdhaf1). Gene Ontology annotation, cellular component: mitochondrion. Gene Ontology annotation, biological process: mitochondrial respiratory chain complex II assembly. Lineage: Eukaryota; Metazoa; Chordata; Actinopteri; Perciformes; Liparidae. The coding region runs from base 384 to 650 and encodes 88 amino acids. The transcript has 2 exons. The record is from RefSeq and is a predicted model, not a curated record.